CCCCGCCCACCCCGCCGGCCCCGCCCACCAGCCGACCCCGCCCAUCCCGCCGGCCCCGCCCAUCCCGCGUCUGACGCCCGCGCGGCCGGCCGAGGGUCACCGCCGCGGCGCCCGUCCCCGCCGGCCGCCGCCAUGCCCAUCCUCAAGCAGCUGGUGUCCGGCUCCGUCCACUCCAAGCGCCGCUCGCGGGUGGACCUGACGGCCGAGAUGAUCAGCGCGCCGCUGGGCGACUUCCGCCACACCAUGCACGUGGGGCGCGCGGGCGACGCCUUCGGGGACACGUCCUUCCUGCACAGCGGGGCCGGGGAGCCGCCGGACGCCGCGCCGCCGGACGCCGAGCCCGCCGCCCCCAAGCGCGGCCUGCUGUCCCGCAAGUUCCGCGGCAGCAAGCGCUCGCAGUCGGUGACCCGGGGCGGCGGGGAGCCGCGGGACGUGCUGGGCAGCCUGCGCGACUCGGCGCUGUUCGUCAAGAACGCCAUGUCCCUGCCGCAGCUCAGCGACAAGGAGCCGGCCGAGCGCGCGCCCGGCCCGCUGCCCCGCAGCCUGUCCUCCAGCCCCGUGAAGCAGGCGGCCAGCCCGGAGGCGGCGGCGGCGGCGGCCGGGGGCCACCGGAACGGGGCGGCCAGCCCCGCGGCCCUGGCGGACGCCCUCCUGGACGAGCAGGCCUUCGGGGACCUGGCCGAGCUGCCCGUCGUGCCCAGGGCCGGCCACGGGCUGAAGCACGCCGAGUCCGUGCUGUCCUUCCACAUCGACCUGGGCCCGUCCAUGCUCGGCGAGGUCCUGAGCGUCAUGGACAAGGACGAGUGGGACCCCGACGGGGAGGACGGCGGCUACCGCGACCGCGACCGCGAUGAGGAGGAGGAGGAGGAGGAGGAGGAGGAGGAGGAGGACGUCAGGCACGCCCCGGCGGCCGCCACCGCCACCCUGGGGUCCCCCGCCCCGCCCCGGCAUGCCCCGGCCGCGCAGGAAGAGGGGUGGGGGGCGGCGGCGGCCCCCAGCCCCGGCUCGGCCCGCAGCGUGGGCAGCCGCGCCACGCGGGACAGCAGCUCCCUGUCCAGCUGCACGUCGGGCGUCCUGGAGGAGAGGGGCCCGGCCCGCGGGCCGCCCCCCCGGCAGCCCGACAAGGAGUUUUCCUUCAUGGACGAGGAGGAGGAGGACGAGAUCCGGGUGUGAGGCCCGCGGCCGCCCCCGAGCCCCCCGCCCCCGGCCCCCUCCCGCUCCCCUGCCCCACGGGGGGCCCCACAGCACAGCACGGGCCACGAGGGGGAUUCCCUUCCCUCUCCCGCCCCCCCCCCGGCCCUCCCAGAUGGGAGUCAGACGUCACCCUGGCUCCCGAGGACCCUCGGGGGAAGCGGGGGUCGCUCUCCUGGAGCCCCCCGGACGUUAGGGACCCUUCACUGCACCCCCCUGCAGGGAGGGAGGAAGCCAGACAGGAGCAGAAGGGCCUUCCCCGGGGGGUGCGGGGAGCAGGCAGGCCCCCCCAACCCACACCCUGGUGGUCGCCUGUCCUUCCCUCGCGGGGGUCAGCCCUUCCAGAGCCGUGCUGGGGGCGGAGUCGGGAGCCGGCUCCGGGUCCGGGAACUUGGCCGUGAGGCUCCUGUCGCCCUGUCGCGGGGGGCCUGGGUCCUUAGGACCCUCUAGCUCCUUGGGACCUUUUACUGACACCUCUGGGGGGUGCCCGCCCCGCCCCGCCCCCAGCCGUCAGUAAAGGAGGUGGCUGGUGGGGGUGGGGAGGCGGGGCCUUGUGGGGGCCGCCCCUCAGCCUAUCCCCACUCCUUCCUCCCCCCUCCCGGGCCCCAGGGACGGGGGUCCUGGCUUAGCAGCACAACAAAGCCCCUGUCCAGACGCAGUGGCCCCCUCGAGUGGCGUCGGGAGACUCUGGCUCUUCUCGACUGCCCCGUGUCACCGCCCCCUGGAAGCCCGCCCGCCCUCUAGAGUGAGCAGAAGGGGGGCGCGAUGGGGGGGGGGGGCGGCUCGCAAAUGGGAACCAGCUGGCCUCGCAGCCGGCCGACGACCACGUGACAGCGACCCCCCACCUCGUCUCGGAUCCCAGAGCCCCCUGGGGCUCCUUCUGCACGGCCCCGUGACGUGGGGGGCGGGGCCGGGCCGGGAAGGGCCCCCCAGCCCCCCCAGACCAGUUCCAGAUUCUGAACAGUGUAUAUUUUUUCAAAAUCUUGAUAAAACAGCAGAGACAUUAAAAGCACUGUAGCACG
Molecule: messenger RNA, 2213 nt
Organism: Sorex araneus (European shrew)
Lineage: Eukaryota; Metazoa; Chordata; Mammalia; Eulipotyphla; Soricidae
Gene: CDC42EP4
Product: CDC42 effector protein 4
Exons: 1
Coding region: 133-1173 (346 amino acids)
Source: RefSeq, a predicted model, not a curated record